AUGCUUGCAGAUUCAUCUGCAAGUCUGCGCUUCUUACUAGAUAUCACUAGGCUAGAUGAGUUGAAAUCUGGUCCAUGUAUUGUUGUCAAUGCAAUGAUUGAUUACAUGAAAGAAAUGGACAAGCUAGGAAUGGUUAUAUUUAAGAUGUUGGCACAUGGAUUAGGCCUUGAAGAUGACUUUUUCUUUAGAAAAAAAUUUGAAGAAAAAGAAGCAACUUAUUUUAGGGUUAGUAGAUAUCCUCCUUGUCCUCUCCCAGAGAAGAAUGUUGGUAUAGGGAUCCAUUCAGACCCACAAACUUUAACUAUAUUGCAUCAAGAUCAAGUUGGUGGCCUUCAAGUCCUCAAAGAUGAUAAGCAAUGGAUUGGAGUUAGACCUCUUCCAAAUUCAUUUGUCAUCAAUAUUGGUGACACCCUUGAGGCUUGGACAAAUGGAAGGUUAAAGAGUGUUAUACAUAGGGCAGUGGUGAAUAAGGAGAAGCAAAGGCUAUCAAUAGCAUAUUUUAUGAGUCCAACAAGUAAUGCAAUUAUUGAAUGCCCUCCUCAAUUAAUUCAUCCAAUUUAUAAUCCAAGAAAAUAUGUACCUUUUACAUGGGCUCAAUUGAGGCACCUUCUAUUGACUACCAAGAGGGUUAGGGGCAAAGCUGUUGCCCUCAAUAAAUUUUUUAUUUCUAAUUGA
Molecule: messenger RNA, 675 nt
Organism: Solanum tuberosum (potato)
Lineage: Eukaryota; Viridiplantae; Streptophyta; Magnoliopsida; Solanales; Solanaceae
Product: gibberellin 20 oxidase 3-like
Exons: 3
Coding region: 1-675 (224 amino acids)
Source: RefSeq, a predicted model, not a curated record